UGUGUGUGUGUGUGUGUGUGUGAGAGAGUGACUUUAAGUGGUAACUUGGAGAGUCGGAGAGCUUCUCCCAUCCACAGAUCUGGUUUUCCGGUCAGAAACUUCUACAUUUAUUGUGACUCACGAGAACAUUUAGAAGAAUUAUAAAGUGACCGUUUCACAAAAAUAAAUAACAAACGUGUAAUAAAUUACACAAAACAAUACUGAAAUGUGUCUGUAGCAUCACAUCGCACCACUGCCACUCCUGCUUUGUAUUUUUCUUAAAUGGAAAUUAAAUUUAAAAUAAAAAAGAGGAGCAAAAAACUCCAACAUUUAGACGUAAUUUUGACUUUACUGCCCUUUAAAAAACAAAAUAAGUGGUUUAUAAACUAGGACAGAUGCUAUUUUGGUUACAUUUUACCAUAUAUAAUAUUAUAUUACUACAUUUCACCUGUAUUAAACUUUCCCCUCUUUAUCUGAACUUAAGUUCUUUUAUGGAAAUAAUAAAUGUAUAUUUCUCAAAGUAAAAUGUCAAAAAAGUAACUCAAAAUGACAUUUUACAUUUGUUUUAAGCAGUGUGAUCCUGAUUAACUGUCUUAUUAGUUGGUCACUACCUCUCAUUGUGCUCCUCUUCCAGUGAAUACUACUUCAGCCUCCACAACCUGGAGCGAGACUUCUUCCUGAGGAGGAAGAUGGACGUGCAGGGCUUCCUCCCCAUCUCCCUCAUCGCCAGCUUCCACAGAGUUCAGGCCCUCACCGUGGAUAUCAGCCUCAUCAUGGAGGCACUGAAGAGCAGCAAAGAGGUGGAGCUGGUGGACAACAAGGUUCGCUGUAAAAUCGACCCGGAGCGCUGGCCCAUCCCGACCCCUCCCGUCGUGGGUUCCCCCCGGACCGACUUCUCCCAGCUCAUCAACUGUCCCGAGUUUGUUCCCCGACAGACCCUCAGCUCCACAAACUCAGCUUCAUCGCCCGAGAAGGAGAAGACUCCUCCUGAGUGCGACGAGCCUCAGGACUCGGCUGAACCCAUCGGCUCCUCCAGCCAGGAGGCUGUGCCAGCCAAAGACGCCGACGUCUGGAUCCAGGUGGAGAAACGCCACCGACAGCCCCCCGGAAAGGAGCGCAGCGAUGCUUCUCCACGCGGCCACCCGGCUGCUCAUCAGGCCGCUCCCGACCAGGAGGAGCUGGACUUCCUGUUCGAUGAAGAGAUGGAGCAGAUGGCGCCGAGGAAGAACAAGUUCACCGAUUGGUCGGAUGACGACGACUCCGACUACGAGCUGGACGACCAGGACGUCAACAAGAUCCUCAUCGUCACGCAGACCCCUCCUCAUUUGCGCAAGCACCCUGGCGGCGACCGGACGGGAAACCACGAGUCCCGGGCCAAGCUGACCACCGACCUCGCCAAAGCCAUCAACGACGGGCUGUUCUACUACGAGACGGACCUGUGGAAGGGAGAGGAGACGGUCGAGUGCAGCAAGCAGGAAGUGGAGAACUUUAAGAAGCUGAACGUCAUCAGUCAAGACGAGUUUGAAACUCUGACCCCCAAAGUGCCGGCUGACCCGGAACAGGAAGUCCCGCCUCCUCUCAUGCCAGUGGACAGCGGAGCAGAGUUGGCCCGCUCUCUGCCUACAACGGUCCCAGAGUCGCCCGUCGCACUCCAACCCCGAACCCCCCGAACGCCUCGCACCCCCGGACGCCAGGACCCCAACAAGACGCCACGCUUCUACCCCGUCAUGAAGGAGAGUGGCACCAUCGAUGGACAGACGCCGAGGAAGAAGAAGACCCGCCACAGUUCCAACCCUCCUCAGGAAGCCCACAUCGGCUGGGUGAUGGACUCUCGUGAGCACCGGCCGCGCUCUGCGUCCAUCAGCAGCUCCAACGCCUCCCCGUCAGAAGGAGCUCCGCUGUCGGGAAGUUACGGCUGCACCCCCCACUCUCUGCCCAAAUUCUGGCAUCCAACCCACGAGCUGCUGAGGGACAACGGCUUCACUCAGCAGGGAUACCACAAGUACCUGCGACGGUGCCUCAACGAGAGGAAACGGUUGGGCAUCGGUCAGUCUCAGGAGAUGAACACUCUGUUCAGGUUCUGGUCCUUCUUCCUGAGGGACAACUUCAACAGGAAGAUGUAUGAGGAGUUCAAACUGCGUGCGCUGGAAGACGCCAAAGACAACUACAGGUACGGACUGGAGUGUCUCUUCAGAUACUACAGCUACGGUUUGGAGAAGAGAUUCAGGUUGGAUCUGUUCAAGGACUUCCAGGAGGAGACCCUCAAGGACUUUGAGAGAGGUCAGCUGUAUGGACUUGAGAAGUUCUGGGCCUUCUUGAAAUACUCUAAGAUGAAGAAACAGCCCAUCGACCCGAAGCUGCAGGAACACCUCUCCCAGUUCAAGAACCUGGAGGACUUCAGGGUGGUGCCCCCGAUGGGAGAGGAGGGAGGCAGGAGGAGACAUCACUCAUCCUCGGCUGGGGAUGAAGGGAGGCGUCGGCGACAUCCUUCCAACACUACCUCAAAGCCCACGCAGGCCUCCAAGUCCUCCACCGCCGCACCGAGCACAGCCAAAGACAACGCCCAGAAGACAACCGCUGCCGCCGUCGAGGAGAAGAAGGCCAAGUCCGGAGCCGCCAAGAAGGAAAGUGUUGCACCAAAUAAAUGAAGCUCCCUCCGGUUCAGGUGUGGGUUUGGAUAGAAGACAUGUAGAGCGAGGUGGCUGCAGCAGCUCUGAGAUCAGCGUUUCGCUCUUUUCAGCGGUUUUGGGAAUGAAGAGAGGCUGAGCGUGGUCGACUUAAUUGUAUUGUUUUUUUAUCUGUGCAUUUCAUUUGCAAAGCAAGCAAGCAUAGGCAGUGAGCCGGAAUCUGUGCGCCUGACGGCUCAUAUAAUGUUUACAACACAAAAAAAAACUAAAACGAAAAAAAAAUGCAUUCCUUGCAUUUUGCCUUUUUAUUCUCUCAGAUGCCAAAACUCGACAACACUUUUCUGUUGAGCACAAUCUGUAAAGAGCUCUGGUCUGUAUGGAGCUCUCCGCCUGUUGAACUGUGACUCUAGUUUGCCAAGAUGAGAGAUCCUGCAGAUUGUCUUGAGUGCCUUAUUCUGAUUCAGCAGUGAAGACAGGAGCACUGUCGACCCGAGACACAAUAGUCCAAAUUUCACUUUUUACGGUCUUCCCAAUUCAUUACUUGGGGUUUGAACAUGUUUAAAACUGACACCACUUGCAGGUUUAAUCUCUUCUUGAGACAUAAAUAUCUUAUUUUUCUUUUAUCAUGACAAUCAAGUUGACAGCUGCAGUCAUAGAUUUGUGAAGGACUGACCCCCGAGGCUGCUGCUCACUAACAGAUGUGGCCAGAUGUUCAGACCGACGGACAUCACAGCGAAACUUAUCAUGUUGGUUUUUCAAUUAACACCUGCAGGAAUUAUGACAAAUUUAAAGUGGGAAGCUUUAUUUCAAGUCCCAUUUUUACACCCAGAGGUAGUAUAAUUUAUUGUUUUAUUCUUGUUUUUAUUUUUACUUGAUUUGAAAUGUGUCUGCUGGAGUUAUGGGUGUGAAGCUAGCGUCAUUAAACCACAGUAUAAUUUAGCUUACUUCAUAUCAUGUUUGAGGCUUUGUGCUCUAGAGCGCUUAAAUCAUUAACUUUCCUUUACUUGAUCGAUGGACUUAAGAGGUUUUUAGAGUUGAAUUUAAAGAAGAAAAAAAAAAUGUAAAUACUAUAAAAAAUCAUUUGCUAUUCAAUUAUUCUUUUUGAUUUUAAGAAUUGAUUUGUUUUAUCGGUAGUGUGGUGUUGAGUGUGUUUUAGGAUAAUGCAUGUUAAUGCUACAGUCUUGAAUUGUAAAAUGCAAAAAAAUAUAAAAUAACAGCUGAUUGUA
Molecule: messenger RNA, 3832 nt
Organism: Anarrhichthys ocellatus (wolf-eel)
Lineage: Eukaryota; Metazoa; Chordata; Actinopteri; Perciformes; Anarhichadidae
Gene: larp1b
Product: La ribonucleoprotein 1B
Exons: 12
Coding region: 669-2627 (652 amino acids)
Biological process (GO): positive regulation of translation; mRNA stabilization
Cellular component (GO): cytosol; cytoplasmic stress granule
Molecular function (GO): RNA cap binding
Source: RefSeq, a predicted model, not a curated record